CUUACCCUCACCGUUCUCUCUUCUCCCACCACCUCUCCCAUUUCUUGCUAGAUUACCCCCUCUUAGAUCACAUCCCUUCUACUGCACAAUGGCUUCCAACGGUCACGUCGCUGCCUCUGCUCUGGCCCCAGGUCACUUCCUCUUCACUUCUGAAUCCGUCGGUGAGGGUCACCCAGAUAAGAUCGCUGAUCAGGUCUCCGAUGCCAUCCUCGAUGCUUGCCUUGCCGGGGAUCCCUUCUCCAAGGUUGCUUGUGAGACUGCCACCAAGACCGGCAUGAUCAUGGUCUUCGGUGAGAUCACCACCAAGACCCAAUUGGACUACCAGCAGAUCAUCCGUGACACGAUCCGCAAGAUCGGUUACGACCACUCUGAGAAGGGCUUUGACUACAAGACCUGCAACAUCCUGGUCGCUAUCGAGCAGCAGUCUCCGGAUAUUGCUCAGGGUCUUGACCACGGUUCUCUGGAGAACAUUGGCGCUGGUGAUCAGGGUAUCAUGUUUGGCUAUGCCACCGACGAGACUCCGGAAUACAUGCCCCUUACUAUCAUGCUCGCCCACAAGCUGAACCACGCUAUGUCCGUUGCUCGCCGUGACGGAUCCCUGCCUUGGCUCCGCCCCGACUCGAAGACUCAGGUCACGAUUGAAUACAAGAAGGAUGGUGGUGCUACCAUUCCUCUCCGUGUCGACACUAUCGUUAUCUCCACUCAGCAUGCUGAGGAAAUUUCAACGGAGGACCUGCGCAAGGAGAUCCUCGAGAAGAUCGUCAAGGCUACUAUCCCCGCUAAGCUGCUUGAUGAGCGCACCGUUUACCACAUCCAACCGUCAGGCCGUUUCGUUAUUGGUGGUCCUCAGGGUGAUGCCGGUCUCACUGGUCGUAAGAUCAUUGUCGACUCCUAUGGUGGCUGGGGUGCCCACGGUGGUGGAGCCUUCUCCGGCAAGGACUGGUCCAAGGUCGACCGUUCUGCUGCCUACACCGCCCGGUGGAUUGCCAAGUCCCUCGUUGCUGCCGGCCUUGCUCGCCGUGCCCUCGUUCAACUUUCAUACGCCAUCGGUGUCGCAGAGCCCCUUUCCGUCUUCGUUGACUCCUACGGCACCGGCAAGGUCUCCGAUGAGGAGCUCACCCAGGUUAUCCGCAAGAACUGGGAUCUCCGUCCGGGUGUCAUCGUCAAGGACCUUGGCCUCCAGAAGCCCCAAUACCUCGCCACUGCCUCUUACGGCCAUUUCGGCAACCCCGCAUACAGCUGGGAAAAGCCUAAGCAGCUCAGGCUUUGAGCGCUUUUACGACUUUUUUUCAUUCCGGGCUACCGUGCCCAGUGGUACGGCCCCUGAACGAGCUCAUCCUCGUUCCCUUUUCUAUCUUCUGCGUAUAAUCUAGUACGAUCCCGCUGGGUUACCGGACUCAUACGGUCCAACUUGGUCCCAACUUGCAACUCAUGUCGCCCUGCGACGCCUUUCGCUCCUUACCGCUCUCACAUAGAAGAACGAAUUGUCCAACCAACAACCAAUCCGUCUCGUCCAUCCUCAUCUUGGCUUACCUCUCUGCUCCGCCGUCACCACAUGCGGCGUGUUGUCGUUGAUAUCUGGUCCCUCCCUCAUGUGGUACAUGUCUCCCUCUCUUUGGCAGCAGGUGUCUGUGUUUCCUUUUGUGUCUCUCGAGGUUACAGGAAGUCGCACCUCAUGUGGUUGAUCAUCAUGUGUACUAUUUACCCCAUCAAUUCAA
Dacryopinax primogenitus is the source of this 1718-nucleotide messenger RNA. RefSeq names its product methionine adenosyltransferase. The coding region runs from base 89 to 1270 and encodes 393 amino acids. Gene Ontology annotation, biological process: S-adenosylmethionine biosynthetic process. Gene Ontology annotation, molecular function: ATP binding; methionine adenosyltransferase activity. NCBI's taxonomy places the organism in Eukaryota, Fungi, Basidiomycota, Dacrymycetes, Dacrymycetales, Dacrymycetaceae. The record is from RefSeq and is a predicted model, not a curated record. The transcript has 5 exons. Gene Ontology annotation, cellular component: cytosol.